Molecule: messenger RNA, 981 nt
Organism: Linnemannia hyalina
Lineage: Eukaryota; Fungi; Mortierellomycota; Mortierellomycetes; Mortierellales; Mortierellaceae
Source: the annotation of a GenBank genome assembly
AUGAGUUCCAUGAAACAGCUGGCGUACUGGAAGACAUACUUCACUCCCAACCGCUACUCAAACGACCUCAUCCCUGAUCAGACCGGCAAAGUGGCGAUUGUGACUGGUGCCAACACAGGACUCGGAUACGCGACCAUGGUCGCUUUGGCUAGUCACGGCACACAUGUCUUUUUGGCUUGUCGUAGCGAGGAACGUGCCUUGCAUGCGAUCGAGAAGGCUACACAAGAGAUCAAGGAAAAGUACCCCCAAGCUCCGGCCCCCAACCUUGAGUUUUUGGAAUUGGAUUUGAACGAUAUGAGCAAGUGUAAGAAGGCUGCGAACGAGUUCUUGAACAAGGGUCUGCCUUUGCACCUGCUUGUCAAUAACUCGGGCAUCAUGACGACCCCCUUUGCCUUGAGUGCCGAUGGCAUCGAACAGCAGUUCGCUGUCAACCACAUGGGACACUUUGUUUUCACGACGGCGUUGUUGGAUCGGAUCAAGGAGUCACAACCUGCGAGAAUUGUCGUUUUGAGUUCUCAUUCCCACGAAAGACCAGUCGAGGGCGGUAUCGACUUUGACACCCUUAACGACGAGAAGAUGUCCACUAUUGUUUCUCGCUAUGGUCGUUCCAAACUCGCCAACGUUCUCUUUGGCAAAGCACUCGCUCGUCGACUUGCCGAUACGCAAGUUUAUGUCAACAUUGUCCACCCUGGUUUUGUGGACACAGAACUCACGCGCCACAAUAAGGUCUUGUUUGGAUCGGUGGUUUUAAGGAUCCUUGAAGCUAUAACGGCCGUAAUGGCAAUGACCCCAGAAGUCGGUGCGUUGACACAGUUAUAUGUCGCCACGAGUCCCGAGAUUGAGAGCAAGGAUAUCCGAGGACGAUAUUUUGUUCCUAUUGCGAAUGAGAUUCAGCCGAGUGCUUAUGCUCUGGAUGAGGCGUUGCAAGAGAAGUUGUGGGCGUUCUCGGAAGAGUUGGUUAAAGAGAAAGUUCGUGCGUAG